This is a messenger RNA of Aspergillus viridinutans, 345 nucleotides long. RefSeq lists its product as uncharacterized. Bases 1 to 345 code for a protein of 114 amino acids. The record is from RefSeq and is a predicted model, not a curated record. Lineage: Eukaryota; Fungi; Ascomycota; Eurotiomycetes; Eurotiales; Aspergillaceae. The transcript has a single exon.
AUGGCGCAUCCGCAAAUGCAUACGCAUACCCGUGGAGACGCAGCUUUUACAGAAUCUCCACCUGCAUACCAGAGUAUACUGCCUCUGGCGGCGAGCGGGACCUUCGUCCCCGCGGUCUACAUGCAGCAUGACCUUCCUGUGAGCUACGCGCCGAUACAACAGAGUAUACCGCUCCCAUCUGCGGUUCCCGUCAUGGCAAUGAAUGAGACGCAGUACUCGCUCUUUAGCGAGCAUUCUAUGCAGCAGUUUCACAGCCAAGGGCUCGGAGGAUUUUGGAAUGCAGGCUUCAUCCCGAUCACCGAUCACCGCGAAGAGUCCGGACAGGGGGCUGAGCAAUGGUUAUGA